Messenger RNA from Spea bombifrons (plains spadefoot toad), 1654 nucleotides. RefSeq lists its product as uncharacterized. The coding region runs from base 78 to 1064 and encodes 328 amino acids. The transcript is spliced from 7 exons. The record is from RefSeq and is a predicted model, not a curated record. Lineage: Eukaryota; Metazoa; Chordata; Amphibia; Anura; Pelobatidae.
CUAACCAACAACCUACAACAUACUCUGUGUUGUAUUUUCUCUGACUGGUUGCUGCUUCAAUCCACCUUUAAUAUACGAUGGCUGCGUGUAACAAACUUCUGUUUGCAACCAUAAUUCUCUCUGCCGCCUCUUAUAUCUGCACCGUAACAUUCAAUGCCUUGUCAGCAGUAGCACAAAAAGGAUUAUUCUACACUACCGCCAGCAAUAUUUCAGAUAAGUAUUCACUGGACGUCACCCCAGCUGGUUGGACAUUUUCCAUUUGGUCUGUAAUUUACAUUUGGAAUGGAAUUUGGAUCGUAUAUGCGGUCUCCACACUUUUCCGGAGAAAUAAACAGGACUAUGUGUACAUCAACCCAGGAAUCCACUCCUUUGAAUUUUUUGUUUUGUGGAUAUUGAACAAUAUCAUAAACAUUGGUUGGCUAUUCCUUUGGGACAGAGAGUACCUUAUAUUCUCCAAUGUUUUCUUAGCCCUAAUCCCAAUCACAUGUUUUAUGAUGCUUCAGAAAUCAUACCGUAGUUGCUACCGACAUGGAGCCCUGUUAUCAGAAAAUAAUAAGGUAGACCUUUGGUGCACAAGAAUCUUGGUACACAAUGGAUUAGCAAUGUAUGCUACAUGGACCUCAAUUGCAACAGUCAUUAAUUUUGGCAUAGUGUUAAAAUAUAAAAUACCAAUUCAAGACCCUGAAGUCAGCAACAUGGUUCUGUGCCUCGUUUUCAUUGCCUUGAUAUUGUGGUUCUUGAUGGAAACAUUUCUCUUUGAAAAAUAUGUACGUUAUACCUUUACAAUUUACCCCGUGGCAAUUGUUGCUUCAGUUGGUGUCUUUAGUGGACGGUCACAGUCUUCCCCCUUGACUGAAACUGAUAUAAUCAAUGUUGUGCUUAUAGCUGUGAGCUCUGCCGCCUGCCUUCUGCGUUUCGUACUUAUAUUCUCCUGUCAUAAACUCCGGCCUUUGUUCUCUGAGAAAAACCUCCAUAUAGCCAAAGGAAACAGGCAUGCUACUAAAGAAGAUCUCCAGGUCAAUGGUCACACCAACUCAGUUGCACUAGAAAUGAUGGAUUCAUAAUGUUGUAGUUUAGUACCAACCUCUUGUACUACUAUUUAUUGUCAUGUCAUGUAAAUCAUUAUAUAACUUACUAACUAAGCAAAAUGUUAUUUGAUUAUGAGAGCAAUGUUAGAGAUGUGCUAAAGCGUGAGUGCCCAAGAGCAAUACCCAUGGGCCACAGACAUACCACACUAUCAGAAAAAGCACAGGUCCCAAAGAGAUAUAAUGUUUAUUAUUCUAUUAUUAUUACAUGUAAAUUUCAUAGAGCUAUUACAAUGCUUAGUAUUAGUUCAAUGUUUUAAACAAAUAAGACAUUCUGACUUCAGACAGAUGCCCCCAGUUUAGGAUUCUGGGGCAAAAACAGUCUUGAAACUGUUACCAUGUUAUCAAUUCCUAAAAUUUUGAAUAAACUAUGACCCUUAGGCAACAAGCUUGAGAUCUGCUCUAAUAGACCUAGGAUAUAUGGCUUUUCUCAAUAAAAUAAUCACUCUCAGUUUCAUGUACUUUACAAGUGAAAAAUUCCCCUGGAAACUAUGUAUUUCUGUAUUAUAGUUGCACCUUUUUGUGACAAUGAUUUGUAAUAAAGUUUAUUUUUAAGAAAGUGUAUGAAA